Anneissia japonica is the source of this 5812-nucleotide messenger RNA. RefSeq names its product poly [ADP-ribose] polymerase tankyrase-1-like. Lineage: Eukaryota; Metazoa; Echinodermata; Crinoidea; Comatulida; Comatulidae. Gene Ontology annotation, cellular component: cytoplasm; nucleus. The record is from RefSeq and is a predicted model, not a curated record. Gene Ontology annotation, molecular function: NAD+ poly-ADP-ribosyltransferase activity; protein binding. The coding region runs from base 140 to 3622 and encodes 1160 amino acids. The transcript is spliced from 22 exons.
UAUAUUUAAGACAUUUUUAUUUGCUUUAAUUAGCGAUAAAGCGUUGAGUUUUGAGAAUUAUUUUCAGUGGUUUGUACAGGCACUUCCCUCUAUGAAAAAAAAAUCACACACUCCAAGAAAAAUCAACAAGAAGUAAAAAAUGGCGUCGAGUCGAGUAAGAGGAACGAUUUCGACGCCAAAUACUGAAGGAAUGUCAGAUGCUAACAAGGAACUGUUUGAAGCUUGUCGAAAUGGGGAUAUUGUGAGAGUUAAGAAAGUUGUAAAUUCAUCUAAUGCUAACGCAAAAGAUACAGCAGGACGCAAAAGUACACCCCUUCACUUCGCAGCAGGUUUUGGCAGAAAAGAUGUUGUGGAACAUUUAUUAUUAUCUGGAGCAAAUGUACAUUCCCGUGAUGAUGGUGGACUGAUCCCGCUACACAAUGCUUGCUCGUUCGGCCACGCUGAAGUCGUCAGUCUUCUCUUGAAACAUGGGGCUGAUGCCAAUUCCAGAGAUAAUUGGAAUUACACUCCACUUCACGAGGCUGCGAUAAAAGGAAAAGUUGAUGUAUGCAUAGUAUUAUUACAAAAUGGUGCUGAUCCUAGCAUCAGGAACACUGAUGGCAAAACAGCACUGGAUCUUGCCGAUCCCGUGGCUAAGUCUGUGUUAACUGGUGACUAUAAAAAGGAUGAGCUAUUGGAGGCGGCCCGCAGUGGCAACGAAGAGAAAUUGAUGAUGCUGUUGACUCCUCUUAAUGUUAAUUGUCACGCUAGUGAUGGAAGAAAGUCCACACCACUCCACCUCGCAGCUGGUUACAACCGGACUAGGAUUGUCCAGCUCAUGUUGAACCAUGGUGCUGAUGUCCAUGCAAAAGAUAAGGGUGGGCUUGUACCAUUACAUAAUGCAUGCUCCUAUGGUCAUUAUGAAGUGACAGAAUUGCUUAUUAAGCACGGUGCUUGUGUUAACUCUAUGGAUCUUUGGCAGUUUACCCCCUUACAUGAAGCAGCAUCAAAAUCAAGAGUUGAAGUUUGUUCGUUAUUAUUAAGUCAUGGUGCUGAUCCGACCUUACUUAACUGUCAUACUAAGUGUGCUUUAGAUGCUGCCCCUACCAGAGAAUUAGCAGACACUUUGCAGUAUGAAUUCCGUGGGUACCAGCUGUUAGAAGCUUGUGGUAAUGCCGACCUGGCAAAAGUUAAAAAGAAUCUAACAGUUGAAUGUGUCAACUUCAAAAACACUAUAAACCAAGAAACUCCUUUACAUUGUUCUGUUGGAUCUACUGGCUCUAAAAGAAAACAAGUGACAGAAGUGUUGAUAAGAAAAGGUGCAAAUUUAGUUGACAAGGACAGAGAUGGUCAAACUCCAAUCCAUGUAGCUUCCAGUAAGAAUCAUCAUGAUGUCCUUGAAAUUCUACUUAAGAAUGGAGCAAAGGUAAAUUCUGUUGACAACCUAGGCCAAACUGCCCUGCACCGAGCAGCUCAGGCCGGCCAUGUCCAAGCGUGUCAUGUUUUACUAGCAUUUGGUGCUGAUGUGACUAUUCCAUCUCUGCAAGGCUUUACUGUCUCCCGUGUUGCAACAGAAAGCGUGCAAAAAUUACUUCAAACUGCUGAAGACCACACCCCAUCGCUUAAUACUAGCCCAGCAAGUGAUGAAAAUUAUGAACUCCUUGAGGCGGCAAAGUCUGGGGAUUUAGACACUUGUAAGGUUCUAGUUUCUAAGACUUCACCAAUUGUUAACUGUCGAGAUAUAGAAGGCAGGCAUUCCACUCCUCUUCAUUUUGCAGCAGGGUACAAUCGAGUGGCAGUAGUUGAAUUUCUCCUUCAACAUGGUGCUGAUGUUCAUGCUAAAGAUAAAGGGGGCUUGGUUCCACUACAUAAUGCAUGUUCCUAUGGUCACUAUGAAGUAACCGAGCUGCUUGUAAAACACGGUGCAGUGGUCAACGUUGCGGACCUGUGGAAGUUCACACCGCUUCAUGAAGCAGCAGCGAAAGGCAAAUAUGAGAUUUGCAAGCUUCUACUGAAGCAUGGAGCUGAUCCUCACAAGAAGAAUCGUGAUGGUAACACGCCAUUAGAUUUGGUGAAAGAAGGGGAUCAAGAUGUCGCUGAUCUUUUGCGAGGGGAUGCUGCCCUCAUUGAGGCAGCCAAAAAAGGCAACCUUGCACGAGUCCAGAAGCUUGUGACGCCGGAGAAUAUUAACUGCCGAGAUUCUCAAGGAAGGAACUCUACGCCACUCCACCUUGCAGCUGGUUACAAUAAUGUUGAAGUUGCAGAGUACUUACUUGAGAGUGGUGCAGAUGUCAAUGCACAAGACAAAGGAGGACUUAUACCACUACAUAAUGCCUCUUCUUAUGGGCAUGUUGACAUUGCAGCUUUACUCAUCAAGCACAAAACAUGCGUGAAUACGCAGGAUCGUUGGAAUUUCACGCCGUUACACGAAGCUGCUCAGAAAGGUAGAACGCAGCUGUGCGCUUUACUGCUUGCCCACGGUGCAGACCCAACCAUGAAGAAUCAAGAAGGCCAGGCACCAUUAGAUUUGACAACGGCUGAGGAUGUCAGAGCUCUACUACUGGAUGCCAUGCCACCAAUGACUGCUACCACCAGUGCAACCAAGACAUCCCCGUCCAUCAACAGUUCCUUACGAGGACCAACUGCUGGAACAGCAUCAGGUGGCAGUUCAAAUUACCCGAUGGCUAUUGGAGGCGUGGCAGGUUCCGGAGAUGGAAUGGCAGAGAGGAAACCAACUGAGGGCGCUUCACCUCUUGAUAUGAAUAUCGGCACGUUUUUGAGGUCAAUUCAACUGGAUUCACUUAGAGAUAUAUUUGAAAGAGAGCAGAUCACGAUGGAUAUUCUUGUGGACAUGGGCCACGAAGAACUGAAGGAGGUAGGCAUCAACGCCUACGGACAUCGACACAAGAUUAUCAAAGGAGUUGAGCGAGUCGUUGGUGGUAACAUUGGGCCUAACCCUCACCUGAACAUUGCGCCAAGUCAAGGCACUGUACUCAUUGAUCUGCUACCACCUGACAAGGAGUAUCAGUCUGUUGAAAAUGGGAUGCAAGCUACUGUUCGAGAACAUCGUGACCAAGGACAUGCUGGGGGUGUGUUCACAUGUUACAACAUUAUAAAAAUACAGAAGAUUAAAAAUAAAAGACUAAGUGAACGAUAUGCUCACAGGCGGAAAGAAGCGGCAGAUGAGAAUUACAACCAAGACAACGAACGAAUGCUGUGGCAUGGGUCACCUUUUAUCAAUGCUAUUAUCAACAAGGGUUUUGAUGAAAGGCAUGCAUACAUAGGGGGCAUGUUUGGAGCUGGAAUCUACUUUGCUGAAGAUUCCUCCAAGAGUAACCAGUAUGUGUAUGGUAUUGGUGGUGGAACCGGUUGUCCUGUUCACAAAGACAGGUCUUGUUAUAUAUGUCACAGGCAGUUGCUGUUCUGUCGAGUUACGUUAGGAAAAGCGUUCCUGCAAUUUAGUGCAAUGAAAAUGGCUCAUGCCCCACCUGGCCACCACUCUGUAAUAGGACGGCCCAGCAGUGGCGGACUUAAUUAUGCAGAAUAUGUCAUCUAUAGGGGAGAGCAGGCAUAUCCAGAGUACCUGAUAACAUACCAAAUUGUGAAACCAGACACACUACCAACUCCAACCCCAACACCUUGAUUCCAUCACACUCUGUUAAUGAAUUCCAACAAGAUCAUUCAUGUUUGAACAUCCGAACACCUACAGCUUGAAUUAGGACAAUAUGGAAAACUUAUACUGCCAGUCAAUAGACACACCCCAACCACCCCCCCCCCCUUCUCUUGCCUGAUGUAUCCUGACUUUCAAUUUCUAAAAUAUUGCUAACCGUACAUGUAUGCAAUAUUGAUGUCUGGAUACACAUACCACUGCCCAGUAAGCGAAUGUAAAAGUAGUGUACUUCUGAAGAAUCCAUUGAGCACUCAUUUUCACAAAUUUUGCAUUGAUAUAACUGGUGUGAUUACCUGCAUUGCCAUAUUCUGUGUAUUAAAAACAAUUCAUUCUCUUUUUUUAUCUUCCUCUACUUUUCAAUCUGUUGUGCUCUAGUUAUUCUUCUAUUAAAUUUCUUUUAAAAAAUUUCCUUAAAUUUAUUUAUAUAAUAUCUAUUACUUGUAUGUAGUUAUUGUUAAAUAUCUAUCAUUGUUCUUUUAUUGAUGUAACUAACUGUGUUAUCUUUCACCUUAUCUCAUUAAUACCAUUUUUUAAUAAUAAUAAGCAUUUUAAAUGCUGUAAGUUUGUAACUUUAAAUGUUCCCUACAUUUAUUAUUCUACUAUGAUCAAUAGUGUAAAAUACUUCCAUGAUUUCUUAAAAUGAAAUACUCUAUUUAGUAUUUUUUGUAAAUUUAGUUAGAAUUUGCAAAUUAAUUGCAGAUUUUAAAAGUUAAUUGUUCUGGUAUUUUGUUAUUUUAAGCAAAAAAGUACAUGCCAACGUUGUGCAAUAGUAAGCUAGGGUUUUUACUUUAGUAUUUACCUAUCUUAAAACCAGUGUACUUAAAAGCAAUCUGCUUAGGCCAGCUCUCGCAACACUUUGGCCUAAGAGGUUGCUCGAGUACACUGUGUUUUACUUUUCUUUUCCGUGUGUAUUGUGUAGCCAUGUUAAAUAAUGAUUUUUUUUUUUAAUAAUACGUACAUCCCAUCUGUUAACACUAUUAAAGUUUAAUAGUGAAAAAUUAAAUAAAAUAUUAUGAUCAUAAAUUUAUAUAUAUUUUAAUGUGCCGUCACAAUGUGUGUACAGUUGCGAAAGGUUUAAGCAAACCAAUGAUUUAUUUAUAUAGCUUAGCAAACAAUAAUUUUUUUAGUUUUACUCAAACGAACAAAUUUUUAAAAAGAAAUUAUUGAUUGUAUAUUAAGUAGCCAAAGACCAUUAUUUGUAUUUUUGUUUAAAUAAUAAUUCAUAUUGAAAAAGAAAUUAAAGAGAUUGACUUCUAAAAUGAAAUUUAAAAUCAUUUUUUCUUAGAUUUGAAGUCUUAGAUCUGUACCAGUUUAUUUACUAUAUUAUUGAAUGUUUUUGUUUUGUAAGUGGGUAAUUGUUUAUUUAUAAAAAACAAUAGUCAAUCGCAGGUAAAAAAUAAUCUAGUAAUUUAUGUGUUAUGUAUGUAAAAUCAGUUGACCUCAUAAUUGUCAUGUCACAUAUCAUUUGCAUAAUCAUGUUUAUUGAUAUUGUCCUGUGCAUCCAUGUGCCAUUAUACAAUGCAACUCUAAAUAUAGUAAACUAUAGUUAUUAUUUCAAGCUGUUCAUGUAUCAGAAUUAUGAGUAUUGAAAUUAAGUGAUAAUGAUUAGCUGCUGGGUUCCUCCUUACCCAUCAUGGGUGUUCAGAGCUGAAUACUUAGUCAAUUAAUUAAAUUAUUCCAUAGAUUAUUAUUAGUUUUUAAGUUAUUUGAUAAAAUUAUAGUGAUUAUUUUAUGAAAUGCAACCAUGAUUUUAGAUCCAUUGACCACUUUUGCCUUGCGUUAAUAGAAUUUAAUUUUGGCUGAAAAUCAACACCAAGCAUUAAAACAAGCUGUAAGCAUGUAUUGUUGUACAUAUUUGUAUAGCUUAUGUUUUUAGAUGUUUAUUUUCAAUAAGACCACAUUGAAACUAAAUCGGUUGCUUGACACUGUUUUAUUUUCAUAAAUAAAAUUUUAAUGUACGACAGCCUGUAACUAUAAAAGCCAGAUAUUAGGGCCAAGUAGACCAUGUUAAAAAAAAGGGGUUCAGUCUAACUAUAGAACCCCCACCCCCAGGUAAUUGCCUGUAUGACUUUAAUUCUAUCAGUACCCUAGGCUACAUAACCUGUUCUUUUAUAAAGUGUUACAACCAUUUUUUUUUAAAUAUUAAAGUACAUGCAUAUGAUA